Diachasmimorpha longicaudata is the source of this 1257-nucleotide messenger RNA. Its product is annotated as metaxin-2-like. The coding region runs from base 135 to 923 and encodes 262 amino acids. Gene Ontology annotation, biological process: mitochondrion organization. The record is from RefSeq and is a predicted model, not a curated record. Gene Ontology annotation, cellular component: cytoplasm; SAM complex. The transcript has 3 exons. Lineage: Eukaryota; Metazoa; Arthropoda; Insecta; Hymenoptera; Braconidae.
GAGGGGGGCAGUAGUUACUGGUUUCUUUCAUGAACGCAUUUAGCCUCGCAUUCCUGAAUUAAAAACAAACGUAUAAAAGUUAUUAUUUUAUGAGAAAGAAUUUACUGAGACACGGGUGGAGUUGAUGAGAUAAUAUGCCGGAACCGUUAUUGACGGAGGUCAUGGAAUUGGAGCUGGGAGCCCAGGAGCCAUGGCCCCAGCCCAUAAAGCUCUACCAGCCCUACGAAGUCGAGCAAAUACUCCUUCCAGACAACGCCAACUGUCUGGCUGUCCAGGCAUUGCUCCACAUGUUGAACUUGGAGUACCAGAUAGAGCCGAGAAAAAAUGCCGAGUAUAUGUCUCCUUCGGGUCGUGUGCCUUUCAUCCAGUGUGGUGCCUUUGUGGUGUCUGACUUCGACAACAUAGUGUCAUUCGUGGGGAACAAGGGGGCCAGGCUCUCUCAAGAUCUUGAUGACAUUGAAAAAACUGACAUGAGGGCUUACAUGUCGCUCGUUAACAAUGGUCUCGCCCAUGCUGAACAGUACAUAUGCUGGGUUGACCCAGUAACACUCGAGCAAGUCACCAAACCCAGACACGGCUCGGUGUACCCCUGGCCGUUGAAUCACAUACUUAACUGGCAGAAACAGAGACAAGUUACUAAAAAAUUGACGGUUCUGGGGUGGUACAAUAAAAGUCUCGAUGAAAUUUAUCACGAAGUCAAAAUGUGCUGCACUGCUCUGUCCGAGAGACUCGAUGGCAAGCCCUAUUUUUACGGGGACAAAGGGCCGAAAGAACUUGAUGCUUUAGUGUUCGGUCACCUCUUCACAAUCUUAACAACACCACUCCCAGCGAAGAAACUUGCUGAGAUUGUCAAGGAGUUUCCUGAUCUGGUUGGCCUUUGUAAAAGAAUCGAGAAGAGGUAUUUUCAACGUAAUGAGGAUUAGGAGAGGCUCGAUUGCUCGAGAUUCAGAUACGUCGAGAUUCGAUACAUGGACAUUGAUAGAACAAAAUUUUUAUGUUUAGCGAAUAACAAAAAUCAGUUUGACUCAACCGGACGAGUCUUCUGUUCCAUCAUGUGACCAAGAAAUUUUUUAUCAACUGUUAUUUUAUUUAUUUGAUGAGCAAUUAAUGAUUCUGAUGCAUUUUAUUUUACAAAAUGAUUUUUUGAGUCUCUGUAUGUCAUCUGAAUCUCGUGCAAUUGGGUGAUUAAUAAUUAAACUAAUGUUGAACAUUGUAGAAAAAUAUUAAAUAUAUAAAUAAUUGUUUAAAAACGAAAAA